Molecule: messenger RNA, 1110 nt
Organism: Darwinula stevensoni
Lineage: Eukaryota; Metazoa; Arthropoda; Ostracoda; Podocopida; Darwinulidae
Source: the annotation of a GenBank genome assembly
AUGCAUGCUCGUCGAAAGCGUUGCGACACCCGUUCGUCCUCGGCUGUUGGAGAGGCGAUUCGGAAAAUUCUCUCGUCCGUGGAAAGGAAGAGAGGGGGGAAUGGUCGAAUGCGGUCGAAUGGUUCCCUGGUUUCUCGUGGUGGACUGGCAGUGGCAGGCCCGCUACUGCGCGAUCGUCCCGAUGGCCUCGCCUGCCUCUACAUCCCGGAGUCGCCCGUCUGGCUCCUGCAGCAGCGGAGGAAGGAGGAGGCGGAGGAGGCGCUCAGGUGGCUUCGCUGGUUCCGUGGAAAGGGGGAUGUCUCCAGGGAGAUUCAGGAAAUAAGCGAGAACAUCGAACGGACGCGCUCGGCCGGCGUGGAAGGAGCCGGGGCGAGCCGCGCCUUCGCGAUGAUGAAGCACAUGAUGCAUCGCAGCGUCCUCGUGCCCCUUGGCAUCUGUUGCGGCCUCUUCCUCGUUCAGCAGCUGGCGGGGGCCAACAUCAUCAUCUUCUACACGGGAACGAUUUUCAAGGAUUCGACGGGAGAGAUGGACGAAGCUCUGGCGACAGUGAUCGUGGGGAUCGUGCAGUUCCUGGCGACGCUGACGGCGACGUUCCUGCUGGACCGAGCGGGGCGGCGACCGCUGCUGCUGGGGUCGAUCACGGCGAUGGGGCUGGCGCAGGCGGCGAUGGGGGGGUACUACUACGCGGGGGUGGAGGGGAUGGCGUGGGUGCCGCUGGCGGCGCUCAUCGGGUUCGUGGCGGCGUAUUCCGUGGGGUAUGGGCCGAUUCCGUGGUUCUUCAUCGGGGAGUUGUUUCCGGAGAGGCUCAAGGAUUGGUUGGAGGAUUACGGGACGUUUUGGUUGUUCGCGGCGGCGUGCGUCGGGGGACUCGUCUUCACGUUGAUCGUCGUGCCGGAGACGAAGGGGAGGAGCCUCGAGGAGAUCGAGGGGUACUUCGCGAGGAAGGGAGAGGGAGGAGAAGGAAAAGUCGAAGGAGGUGGAGGGAAGGGAGGGGAAGGGAGGGGGGCGACUGGGAUGCAUCGGAUGUCGGUCACGAGCGUGGACAGCGUGGAUCGGGGGAACAUGUGGGUGUGUGGGGCGGGAUCCAGGAAGGAUCUGCUGGUGGGGUGA